AUGAUUAAAGGUCAGCAUCCCGUCGUUCAAGCACUUCUUGGCACACUUCUUACCUGGGGCUUCACUGCUCUCGGUUCUGCCAUGGUAUUUGUAUUAGAUGUCGAAGAUCAAGUUACAAGUCAAAAACUCUUAGAUGGUAUGCUCGGCUUUGCAGGUGGUGUGAUGUUGGCUGCAUCGUACUGGUCGCUAUUGGCUCCAUCCAUUGAGAUCGCUGCAGAAUCUGAUCUAUACGGUCCAAAUGGCCGCUGGUCGUUUGUACCUGCUGCUGUUGGCUUUAUACUCGGUGCAUUAACGCUAUUUGGGACUGAAAGAGUACUCCCCUUUUUCGAAAAGUAUUUAGGUCUAUCUCCACUGUCUAUGAGUGGAAACGAUUCAGAGCUUAAGAAAAAGAAGAAAGAUGACGAUUAUAACGACAAGAAGGAAGUGAAAAGCUUUGAAAAGCCUUUAUUACAACAUCUCAGCAGUUUUCGUCGAGUUUUGCUGUUGGUAAUUGCCAUUACGCUACAUAAUUUACCAGAAGGAAUGGCAGUGGGAGUCGGAUUUGGCAGUAUUGGCCAUAGUACUAGCGCGACUUAUGUCAAUGCUGUGAAUUUGGCAAUUGGCAUAGGUCUACAAAAUUUCCCAGAGGGUUUAGCAGUAUCAAUGCCAUUAAAAAGAGAAGGCAUGACAGCAUUUAAAGCAUUUAUGUGGGGACAAGCGAGUGGACUUGUCGAGCCAAUUGGAGGGUUAAUAGGAGCGGGGGCAGUAUUAUAUGUCCAGCCAAUUUUGCCCUAUGCACUAUCUUUUGCUGCUGGUGCUAUGAUUUUUGUCGUAGUGGAUGAUUUAAUACCUGAGACGACCCAGAGCGGCAAUCAAAAACUAGCAACGUUUGGUACAAUUCUAGGGUUUGUCGUCAUGAUGGUCAUGGAUGUUGCUCUAGGAUAA
Molecule: messenger RNA, 924 nt
Organism: Plasmopara halstedii
Lineage: Eukaryota; Oomycota; Peronosporomycetes; Peronosporales; Peronosporaceae
Product: zinc (zn2)-iron (fe2) permease family
Exons: 2
Coding region: 1-924 (307 amino acids)
Biological process (GO): zinc ion transmembrane transport
Cellular component (GO): membrane
Molecular function (GO): zinc ion transmembrane transporter activity
Source: RefSeq, a predicted model, not a curated record